Seminavis robusta is the source of this 1252-nucleotide messenger RNA. The record is from the annotation of a GenBank genome assembly. NCBI's taxonomy places the organism in Eukaryota, Bacillariophyta, Bacillariophyceae, Naviculales, Naviculaceae.
AAGACCAUCAAGACGAUGAAAUUGGCGUUGUUGGUUGGACACUUCCACACUUCAACCUCAUCGAUCUUCUCAUCGCUGACGUCAGUGAUGUGACAAAACAGCUUUGGGACUCAAAUCUUCGCGCUGGAUCUUUUGGGUUCCAAACCUUCCGAAAGCAACACAACCACAAAACCAUCCCCACAAACACGCUCUGACCUCCAAAGCGCACAACCCAGGCCGUCCAAAGAGAGAUAAACGAAGAGAGAGAAAACCAUGGACUCGACUACUCCUACGGCUGAUUCUUCUGCCCCCUCAGCAGCACCUGCAGUAGCCCCAGCCCCAUCCAAGCAAACGGGAAUUGACAUUCAACAAGCCCUGGACAUUUUGUCGGACCGUUCACCGCACGAUCACUCCGGUUGUCACGCUCAUCAGACGGACCAACUCAAGUCCAUGGGUCAAACCAUUGAUCUCAAUAAUAAUUCGACAAGCGAACAAAACAACAACAACAACAAUGAAAAUGAUGAUCCCGACCAAAAGCAACAACAAGAACUGGAGGAUUUGGAGCAGCGACGAAAGGAACGAGCCGCUCAGUUACAAGAAGAAUUGAAAUCCAUGACGGUCAAGGAAUUACUACAGACAGUGCUCGAGACUCAACAGCAACGAGUCGCCACGUAUCAAGGAUACAAUCAAAGCCUCACCCAAGUGCUACAAAGUGCCAAUAUGACGGCCUACAUGAGCAGUUGCGCCCAUACCACGGCGGCAUUUGCCGUCCUCAGCGACACGAUAAGGGCCGUUCGACAAGCACUUCCUCCAAAAUUAGCCAAAUUAAUCACCAAUCUACAACAACACGAACAACAAAAAUUGCAUCUCACGGCGGCGUGGCAUUUGGAACGCAUUCGAGAACGAAAUGAAAACAUGAUACACGACACUAAUAGUGGGGACAAGAGAAUUGCCAAGUUGCUCAACCAAGGAGUCCAAUCGUUGCAGCAGCAACUCCAGGAAUGUGUGGAAGAAAUCAAUGAAUGUAUAGAAGAAAUUCGAUAUGCCAUGAUGGAAGAAGAAGACAAUGAACAAGAAUAAAGAAAACAUUGUAAUCUACAACUUGCCCUCUACUAGUAGUACUUGAGCCAAAAUGUAUGUAGUCCCUCGUGCCUGACAGAACACAGCCACGUUUCGGCAAGCAUGACGCAUGUAGCUUAGUGUGCGUUCUACAAAGUAGCUAGUAGCUAGCUAGCUCUAUAAACGUAAAGAAGUUGAACAAGCCAUCAAAGAU